AGUUGACAACUCCUAGCAACUAGCCACUUGGCUACUACUGAGUACUACUGUCUGAUGCACCAUGUUUCGCCACAGACCUCUCCCGGUUUGCCAGCAAUUGCCAGAGUGGCAACAAGUACUGGCGCGCCGGCAAAAUGGCGCAGUAUUGUCAACAACACUACUUCUAGUACCUUCGAAAUAUCUUUCAUCGAUUCUGCCAUGUCAACGCCACGCUGGCAGGACAUGGAUCUGCCAGCUGGCAGAACCUGACAGAGUUGCGUCCAAACAGUUUUGCCCGCAACACCACCAGGGACUUUGUUGAACAAGAUCACAAGCAGCUCAAGGAUCACGUAGAUCAAGUCCUGCUGGAGAUUAUACGGCCGAACUUUGCAUCUCAAUUUGCACAGGAUGCUCCUGAAUUGGCAAAAUUCCGAGAGGCCAUCGCGCAGAGCGACUCGAAAGAAGAUAGUUGACUUCCUACGCAGCUUUCGAGAAUUCAUUCCCAUCACAAACUACGAACCUUACAGGCCAUUUAUAGCAAAGUUUUUUGCGAUCCCUUGCAUGGAGGCUGACGUGAGGGAUAUGUUCGCUCCAGGACUGCCCUACUUCCUAGCCAUGACCAGCAUGACAUCUAGGAAAGUACCAAAGAUGUUCCCAAAGUAUCGGCCUCCCCCGCACCUUUUGCAACAACUCUCAUAUGCGGCGCCUCCCCCGUCAGAGGGUACCACCUUAUCACCAUCCUCUUUGAGGCAUUGGCAAGUCCUAAAGAUAGAUUGUGAGGACGGUCAGAGCUCCAAGGAGGUGGCUGUCUGCUCGAUGAGCAUCGGUAUUUUGCGAAUGGGAAUGAACUGGGACGUCAAGCAUGACAAGGAUAGACUCGGAUCUGUGGGUUCCGGGAAAAACGGAUCCAUAUGCGAUGUCUUUGGUUAAAAGCUAUCGCACUUUCUUUAUUCUGAAUGCGCUAUUUGCAUUGGCUGGACCGUCGAGUGACAACCAUCCGCUUCUUAUUUGCCAAUGUAUUCGUGCAUUUUUAUGCAGUACGUGGAG
Messenger RNA from Suillus paluster, 1026 nucleotides. RefSeq lists its product as uncharacterized. The record is from RefSeq and is a predicted model, not a curated record. The coding region runs from base 388 to 909 and encodes 173 amino acids. NCBI's taxonomy places the organism in Eukaryota, Fungi, Basidiomycota, Agaricomycetes, Boletales, Suillaceae. The transcript has 3 exons.